This is a messenger RNA of Nerophis ophidion (straightnose pipefish), 1160 nucleotides long. It is a transcript of the gene oaz1a, whose product is annotated as ornithine decarboxylase antizyme 1a. Gene Ontology annotation, biological process: positive regulation of protein catabolic process. Gene Ontology annotation, cellular component: cytoplasm; nucleus. Gene Ontology annotation, molecular function: ornithine decarboxylase inhibitor activity. NCBI's taxonomy places the organism in Eukaryota, Metazoa, Chordata, Actinopteri, Syngnathiformes, Syngnathidae. The record is from RefSeq and is a predicted model, not a curated record.
UUUAGCCAGCCUGCCGCCCGUCAGCGCGAUCACAGCGGCCGGAGGGGAGGCAGAGAGAGGCAGCCAAGUGAGGACGCAGUCCGGAUGGUUAAAUCUAACCUACAGACGAUUUUGAAUAGUCACUGUUUUGCUAGAGAAAAGGAGAGAAACUUAACCAAGAUGCCUGUGAUCGAACAGUCCGUUAAUAAUAAACCGGAAAGUGAAAGUAUCUCCAAUCCCAGGAGGUGCUCCCGCUGUUGCAGUAACCCGUGUCCGGGGCCUCUGUGGUGCUCCGAUGCCCCUCACCCACCCCUGAAGAUCCCAGGUGGGCGAGGGAAUGACCAGCGGGAUCGCAAUCUUUCAGCUAAGCUAUUCUACUCAGAUGCUCAGUUGCUGGUUCUUGAGGAGCCACUUCCCCCCGCCACCAGCAGAGUUCGCUUCUUGCUCUUCGAGCCUCGCUUCACCGAAGGCAAGAACUGCGUGUGGAGGGCGGCGCUCAAAGGAGGCAACCUCUAUGUUGAAAUCCCCCCUGGUGCUUUGCCCGAGGGCAGCAAAGACAGUUUUGCUCUCGUGCUGGAGUUCGCAGAAGAGCAGCUGCAAGGCGACCACGUGUUCAUUUGUUUCCACAAGAGCCGUGACGAUCGAGCAUCCCUGCUGCGCACCUUCAGUUUCCUGGGCUUUGAGAUUGUGAGACCGGGUCAUCCCCUCGUCCCGUCCCGCCCUGACGCUUUCUUCAUGGUUUACAGCAUCGAGCGAGACUCCUCAGAUGACGAUUGAAUAAAAAUGGGGAGGAAACACACCUGGUCAUUCCAGAUGUUCCUCUCUCCUCCACUUCACCAAUCCACCACCUUUAGUAGACGUAAUAAUCAAAGCGUGUGACCUGCCUUGUGCUGUGUUUGAGGCCAGGAAAGUCAACAACAAGCACGGGACAUGUGGGCCACUGUUGUACUUCCUGUGACCGUCUGCACAGGCUGAUUAUAUUUAAGAUUACAUUGGAAUUUGUUCAUCUUACUCUUGGAAGUAGAUUUGUUUUCUAGUGAUUGUGAGUUGAUUCUCCUGUUUAUGCUGAUUACUUGUUUUUGUUUUCUGUGCGCAUGAUUUUCAUUUGUUGCUUUGGUUGACUUGAUAGAAAUCUUGCAUGUUGAAACUGAACCCAUUAAAAGUACUCACUUUACACUGAA